Molecule: messenger RNA, 3901 nt
Organism: Lepus europaeus (European hare)
Lineage: Eukaryota; Metazoa; Chordata; Mammalia; Lagomorpha; Leporidae
Gene: GRK6
Product: G protein-coupled receptor kinase 6
Exons: 16
Coding region: 209-1900 (563 amino acids)
Biological process (GO): protein phosphorylation; regulation of signal transduction; signal transduction
Cellular component (GO): cytoplasm; plasma membrane
Molecular function (GO): ATP binding; G protein-coupled receptor kinase activity
Source: RefSeq, a predicted model, not a curated record
GAGGACACAGACCUGGUUCUCACUGCCCUGUGGUCAGUCUGCCCUGCCCCUGCUACUGUUUACUGCAGUAACAUCAUCACUGGACACCUACCCAGUGCCCCACCCUGUCCAGGGUGCUGGGAAAGCAGCAUGGAACAAGACCCUUCUUUGGGGCACCCUAAGAGGUGGUGGAGGGAAUCGCAAAGGCAAAAGCAAGAAAUGGCGGCAGAUGCUCCAAUUUCCCCACAUCAGCCAGUGUGAAGAGCUGCGGCUCAGCCUUGAACGUGACUACCACAGCCUGUGCGAGCGGCAGCCCAUCGGGCGCCUGCUGUUCCGCGAGUUCUGCGCCACGAGGCCCGAGCUGACCCGCUGCACUGCCUUCCUGGACGGGGUGGCUGAGUACGAAGUGACCCCUGAUGAGAAGCGGAAGGCUUGUGGGCGGCGGCUAAUGCAGAAUUUUCUGAGCCACACGGGUCCUGACCUCAUCCCCGAGGUGCCCCGGCAACUGGUGACUAACUGUGCACAGCAACUGGAGCAGGGGCCCUGCAAAGACCUCUUCCAGGAACUCACCCGGCUGACCCACGAGUACCUGAGCGUAGCCCCCUUUGCCGACUACCUCGACAGCAUCUACUUCAACCGUUUCCUGCAGUGGAAGUGGCUAGAAAGGCAGCCAGUGACCAAAAACACCUUCAGGCAGUACCGAGUGCUGGGCAAAGGUGGCUUUGGGGAGGUGUGUGCCUGCCAGGUGCGGGCCACAGGCAAGAUGUAUGCCUGCAAGAAGCUGGAGAAGAAACGCAUCAAGAAGCGGAAAGGGGAAGCUAUGGCGCUCAACGAGAAGCAGAUCCUGGAGAAAGUGAACAGUAGGUUUGUAGUGAGUCUGGCCUAUGCCUAUGAGACCAAGGAUGCCCUGUGCCUGGUGCUGACGCUGAUGAACGGCGGCGACCUCAAGUUCCACAUCUACCACAUGGGCCAGGCUGGCUUCCCCGAGGCGCGUGCCGUCUUCUACGCCGCCGAGAUCUGCUGCGGCCUGGAGGACCUGCACCGGGAGCGCAUCGUGUACAGGGACCUGAAGCCAGAGAACAUUCUGCUGGAUGACCACGGCCACAUCCGCAUCUCUGACCUGGGCCUGGCUGUGCAUGUGCCUGAGGGUCAGACCAUCAAAGGCCGUGUAGGCACCGUGGGCUACAUGGCUCCGGAGGUGGUGAAGAACGAACGGUACACGUUCAGCCCCGACUGGUGGGCGCUUGGCUGCCUCCUCUACGAGAUGAUUGCUGGCCAGUCACCCUUCCAGCAGAGGAAGAAGAAGAUCAAGCGGGAGGAGGUGGAGCGGCUGGUGAGGGAAGUGCCCGAGGAGUACUCAGAGCGCUUCUCCCCACAGGCCCGCUCGCUCUGCUCCCAGCUCCUCUGCAAAGACCCUGCUGAGCGCCUGGGCUGCCGCGGGGGUGCUGCCCGCGAGGUGAAGGAGCACCCCCUCUUCAAGAAGCUGAACUUCAAGCGGCUGGGAGCUGGCAUGCUGGAGCCGCCCUUUAAGCCUGACCCCCAGGCUAUUUAUUGCAAGGAUGUUCUGGACAUCGAACAGUUCUCCACGGUGAAGGGCGUGGAGCUGGAGCCCACAGACCAGGACUUCUACCAGAAGUUUGCCACAGGGAGUGUGCCCAUUCCCUGGCAGAACGAGAUGGUGGAGACAGAGUGCUUCCAGGAGCUCAAUGUCUUUGGGCUGGAUGGCUCGGUUCCCCCAGACCUGGACUGGAAGGGCCAGCCGCCGGCGCCCCCCAAAAAGGGCCUGCUGCAAAGACUCUUCAGUCGCCAGAGGAUUGCUGUGGGAACUGCAGCGACAGUGAAGAAGAGCCCCCCACCUGCCUCGAGCCCCCCACCCGCCUCUAGCCCCCAGCCUGAGGUCCCCACCGGCGGUUGGCGGUAGCAGCUACUCCGAGUGCUGUUUACAGUUUUGCACAGUGGUCUUCCCCAUUGUCCACUCAAGUCAUGGCCUGGGGAACACAGCCGGAGCUGUCCCCAGCAUCCUCCGCCCUCGGCCCCAGCCUGGCUGAGUCUGGCGAGGCCUGGGCCGUUCCUGGGACAAAGGUGCGUCCCCGGGGCUCUCCCGCAGAGCUCGGGGCUGUCUGUAUUUAUGUCUCUGUAUGAAUGUAUAUAGGAAGAGCGUUCUUAAUUCCCUCCCUGGACCAUGGCCUGGUCUCGGCUCCCCGGAGCAGACUGCCCUGGCUGGGAGAGCCGGGAGCUGGCAGAGGAGCCGCUGCCAAACUCGGGGCUCCUCAGGUCCAGCUGAGAUGGGCCAAGGCUGAGCCAGGCCUGACCCCAAGCCCCCAGCACCGUGCUGGGCACCACCAACCUCCAAGUGAGACUCGUGCCUACCCCUGCUGGCCCGGGCUCAGGCUGCCACCUUCUGGGACCCAACACUGUCCAUUCUCCAUGCUUGUCACAGCUGGGUCUGGGGCUCCUGUUGUCCCUUUCGGCCUGGGCCAAAGUGUGGCCAGUGACUGGGUGACUGUGGGACCCAUCAGUCCACUGCCCAAGCUGUCGCAUCGCAGACAGUCUACCACUGCCUUCCAGCUCCCUGGGCGCUGCCCUGUCCUGCAGACACCUCUGGCAGAAGCGCCCCAGCCUAGACUGCAGGAGGAGGAGGGGUGGCCUGGCUGACCCUGACAUUCCAAACUCCCCUCGUAACUGUAGACACACGUGCCCAGCAAUAAUCCACCUCUGUGUGUGUGUGUGUGUAUGUAUGUCGAUGUGUGUGUGCUGGGCUAGGGUGAGGCUGUGCCUGCACCCAGGCCCCAGCCCUGGCCCUUCCCAGACUGUGAUGGCCUACCUGUCCCAGUGUUAGGGUAGCAUGGGAUGACAGGGCCUUGGUUUUUCCAUAUUUAAAGCCAAUUUUUAUUACUCCUUUUGUCCAAUGUUAAGCUGCCACGUGUCUUUGUGUGAAUACAGUCCGAGCACAAACCUGGCCAGCUGCCCCUGCCUGCCUCAUUGCUUCUGUGCUCCAGGGGUCUUCCUGCUUCCCUGGCCCAUCUGGAAGUGGGAGGGGGUUGGAAGCGGGGGUGCCCAGGAGCCAUUAGGCUGACUUUAGAGGAGCUGCUCCAGGCAGCCAAGCCUUUGUCCCUGGGCUACCCUGAGGAUUUCCCAGGUUCCCAAAUGGGACAGGACCAGAAGAAAGAAGCCUUGGGUACCCACUGGGAUGUAGGUCUAUCUCUUGAGUGCCAGAAAGGAAGACCCAGCUGAUGUCUUCUCCUCCAAGGCCAAGGUGGGUUUGGCUGUCCAGUGUGAACUUGGAGUGGCCCUGGGGAGCUGCUGCUCCAGGUCUGUCUUUACCUGGAUGCCUGGCCCUGGGCAGGUGCACAUGUAGUAAACCCACCCCUUGAAACACUGAAGUGUGAAUGAGCAAAGACCUCCAAGGUAGGGAUGCUGCUGGGCACAAGGCUGCGCUGGGAGCAUCGUGGAAGGUUCUUUGAGGGUAGUGACUGAACCCGGCCUUGAAGGAGACAGUUGUCUGGUGGACAAAGAUGGAUUAGGGAGAACCCUAAUUGGGGGAACCACCUGUGCAAACACCCGGGGGUGAGAGUUUUUCAGCCCAAGUCUGUCCCAGACUGCAAACCCAUCUGUUCCAGCGACUCCCUGUGUUCCCCUGCUCCCCUCCCCCCGCCCAGAAUGCUCAGCAACCACCAUUUUAUUCUUGACCUCUGGGCUGGGCACAUGAGCUUCAGCAUCGACAGUUCUGGGUCCAAACCCCAGCUCGGCAACUUCUCCAGCUGGCUUUGCACAGGCCUUCCCUUGGAAAGAUGCAUAAGGCCCCUCAUCUCAGGGGCAGCUGUGAGAAUCCAGGACUCAGCUGUCUGAGGGGUGGGUACCAGGUGCCACUCUGACAGCCAUCUGGAGGGUGAGGAGAAGGGGUCGCCUGAUGGGGUACCUG